AUGUCAACAGAAUCAUCAAAGGAAGAACAAAGGGAUGAUGAGACAGCUUCCCAAAAUGAUCUUGAAACUCAUGAGGUGCACUCUUCAAGAAUUAAUCUCUUUAACUGCUUAUUCAUGCGCUUCGCCAAGCAGGAUGAGAUAGAUGUGGGAGAGCAGCUUCAAGAAGACGAUGAGGAGAUAAGACCACCUCAAUACAAGCAUUUAAUCGCCAUUCAUGCAGGGAAGCCGAAAGGUGAAUUAGAGAACUGGUUCAUCAUAAAUGAGAAAGGAGUAAAACGUCUGAGUUUGAGUGAGCAAGUACUUGAAAAUGCCAUAAGAAAAUGUGGAAAAUACAUCACCAGGUUCACCCAGCAUAAUUUGUUGAGGGUAUACCCCAAAGCUACACGUAUUUAUUCAUCCAAUUACGAUCCUUUUGUCGGAUGGACGCAUGGAGCUCAAAUGGUUGCAUUCAAUAUGCAGGGCUAUGGAAAGCACCUUCAGAUUAUGCAAGGAAUGUUUAGAGCUAAUGGUGGCUGUGGUUAUGUCAAAAAACCUAAAUUUUUAUUGAGCAAAGAGGGUUUUGAUCCCACAGUGCCAUUACCGGUUAAGAAAAUUUUAGUGGUGAAAAUCUACUCUGGGGAAGGGUGGCAUUUGGAUUUUCCCAACACACAUUUUGAUCCAUAUUCUCCACCUGACUUCUUCGUAAAAGUUGGAAUUGCUGGGGUCGAUGCUGAUAAAGCUAAGGGAGAAACUGAAGCAGUUGAAAACAGCUGGCUACCGGAAUGGAAUGAGGAGUUUAAGUUCGAACUGACAGUUCCUGAAUUGGCUAUCCUUAUGAUUGAAGUCCUCGAGAAAGACAAAUAUGGAAAACAUGACUUUGGAGGCCGAACAUGUUUUCCUAUAUCAGAGUUGAGAACUGGCAUUCGAGCAGUUCCAUUACAUGAUCGUAGAGGAGUCAAAUACAGGAAUUCAAGGCUUCUAAUGAAGUUAAACCUUUACCCAUCAAAGGAUGCCGUGCCUGAAGAUGUCAGGAUACUUUUCCAAGAGUACUCACAGGAUGGCAACAUGUCAAUUGAUGGUCUACAUAAGUUUCUAAACGAGUAUCAAGGAGAGAAGAACGCCACCAAAGAGAUUUCUCGGGCUAUCUUUAUUAGUCUCAAACAUUUCAACAUCUUCCGUCUGGAAGCCUUCUAUCAGUAUCUUCUUAGCGACCUUAACACUCCUCUUUCUCCAUCUUGCAACGCACGCCAUGACAUGACUGCUCCACUAGCUCAUUAUUUCCUGUACACAGGCCAUAACUGGUACUUGACUGAGAAUCAGACAAGCAGUGAGGGCAGUGUUGAAUCUAUCAAAAAGGCUUUGCAAAAAGGUGCAAGAGUAAUUGAAUUAGAUUUAUGGCCAUCCAAAAACAACAAGGUGGUGGUUUUCCAUGGAAGGACCCUGAAUGGUUCAGCGGAACUCCUCGAAUGUUUGCUUGCUAUUAAAGAAUUUGCCUUUCGGACAUCUGAAUAUCCUGUGGUGAUAACCUUUGAAGAUCACCUACCAGCUGAUCUUCAGGCUAUGGUUGGUGAGAUGGUCACUAAAACAUUUGGGGGCAUGCUGUUCCGUCCCGCAAGAGAUAUUCCAUCACCGCAAUCAUUGAAGAAAAAGGUUUUGAUUUCAACUAAACCACCAAAAGACGAUCUUGAAACUCAAAAUAGCAAAUCUCCACAGAAGUCGAAAAAAUCACCAAAGGAAGAACAAUGGGAUGAUGAGAAGACAGCUUCCAAAACUGAUCUUGAAACUUACGAUAAGGUGCACCUGGAAUAG
Molecule: messenger RNA, 1788 nt
Organism: Dovyalis caffra
Lineage: Eukaryota; Viridiplantae; Streptophyta; Magnoliopsida; Malpighiales; Salicaceae
Source: the annotation of a GenBank genome assembly